CUUGUCUGUCUGCAGUACCUGCGUAUGUGAAAAGCCCCCACCAGGCACACCAUUAACAUCCACAAAAAGAUUACUUGUUUAUGUCACUCAAAAAUGUUCGGUUGCAGACUCAUGGACCCCGCAAUUUUUUCUAGCACCGGAAAACAACGACUGUGCACCCACCCAACCCAAUCUUCACAUCUUAAAACACACUUUACAUAUCUGAUUUUCUCAUGAGUAUGUGUCAAGCCUCCUAUAUAUCUCAAUCACCUUAGUUUCCACACCAGAAAUUAGCCUCUCUCUCUCUCUCUCUCUGAUCUCAAAAGAUAAGGCUUUUAAGGAUGAAGAAAAUCAACUUUUUGCUUAGGAAAUGCAAGAGCUUGUCAAGGCAGCUAGGGAGAUCAUCAUCUUAUAGUAGCCUAAGGUCCAAAUCCACAAGAGAAGAUUUAUGGGUUGGCCAUGGAGACAAAAUGCAUGAAAUUGAUCAUCAGCACCAAACUAUAAUCUUUGUGGGAAGCACAAGAAAGCGCUAUGUCAUUAGUUCCAGGUACCUCAACCAUCCUUUGUUGAAUGCUUUAAUUGACAAGUCCUCAAAGCAAAAGCAAGGAGGAGAAGCAGGAGAUAUCUUGGUCAACUGUGAGGUGGUUCUCUUUGACCACUUGAUAUGGAUGCUAGAGAAUGCUGCUGAUCCAAGCUUUGGUGCUUCAGAGUCCUUGGAGGAACUGGCUGCUCUCUAUGUGUUCUGAUAAGGCUGGUGGUUGUGUUUGAUGAUCUGCUAAUUCAAAGCUGAUAGGGAAAUAUAUAUCAUGCUCUAGGUUGAGGCCACAGCAUCUUGAAACCUGUAUUAUAUCAUUCUUGUUACUAUUGAUUCUGUUCAAUUCUUUUUUUCUUUUUUGGUUCUAACCCUUUGUGUUUAAUUUGAUGGAUCAUGCUCAUAAUAUGGUCAUGUUUUGUAAUUAUCAUGGCGUUGCACUGUUGUAUUCUAUGAAUAUUCUUGAUAUUCUCUCAGAUAA
Prunus avium (sweet cherry) is the source of this 992-nucleotide messenger RNA. RefSeq names its product SAUR-like auxin-responsive protein family. Lineage: Eukaryota; Viridiplantae; Streptophyta; Magnoliopsida; Rosales; Rosaceae. Gene Ontology annotation, biological process: response to auxin. The record is from RefSeq and is a predicted model, not a curated record.